CAACACCGUUGACUAUAUUGCAUCCUGCAGAUUGCGUGGAAAAAUCGCAUAUGCCCCGCGCCUCCAUCAAGCUUCGACAUGCGAUUUCAAAACCAUGCCAGCGCCAAUUUUUUUUACCCAUGAAUGGACUUGCGUAGGAAACGAUCAACGCUGACCUCAGCUACUACGUAGCCACUAUAAAGUUAUUCUGGAAUGACUCCUGGUAGUCUGUCUGGUUCGGUUGAGCUUCUCUACACGUAUCUGGGAAGUGAACACACGGCUGGUCCUCUCGUUCACUAGUCACUCGGCGUCAAGAUACCCAUCGCCAUUGCUCGAGCAUUGGCCAUGCCGCUCUUUGUUACCUUAGACGUGGUGCUGGCAUUUGCGUUGCUUUUCCUUGCAAUGACCAUUAUCCCUGCCGCUACGGUUAAAUCGAUUCAUCGGACUAAAACCUGGUUCAGCUUGCUCAUCUCUUGCGUGGUCUUUUGCUUGUCAUUCUUUCUUCUCCUUGGCCAUCAGUCGGGUCCUAAGCCACCUCUGUGGUUGUGCUUGAUCAGUGCUAGCCUCGUGUACGCAGGCUCUCCCUUGAUUGCCGCCGCCGGAUUGAUCUUGAUUGUGGAGUUAUACUUACGCCUGACUUCGACGACGUCCGACAUCAACGAGAGUCGAGUGACUACGAUGCUCUGGUGUCUACCUGUGGUCCAUGCAGUCGUAUUUUGGGUGGCUAUGUUGUCUGGACUGUCGGACGUGCGUAAGGUUGAGCGAGGUCCAACAGGAUUUUACUGCCAUGUGGAUCAUCCUGCACCGUCAGACCUUCUAUGCUAUCCAGAUUAUAGUAAUACCAUUCCAACGUUGUUUGCAAAUACCUUGUCUCGGCGGGCUUCAUUUUUUUUGUGUCGUACCCAUACUACUGUUCAUUUCUAGUUCCUUUAUCUAUUGCCAUUCUUUUUGGUUCCCAAGCGGUAGGCUUCUCGUGAGUGAUGUCCCUCCUUCUUACUUUUUCAUAGGACAUACUCCGAGUGUAUAUGUUUUGGAGACCAGCACCCCCACCCGUCCCACCUAAAGACUGGCGUCACUGGCCACAAAGUUCGGGCAUUGUCACAGUAGAGGAGAAUUCUCUAGAUUCGGUUUGAAUGUAUGUCAUAUAUAUUAGAGGACAGAAUACCCUGUAUGCAUACAUAGGUUUUACGGUGCUUCGACCCUAUCUAACUGGG
Desarmillaria tabescens is the source of this 1193-nucleotide messenger RNA. RefSeq lists its product as uncharacterized. The record is from RefSeq and is a predicted model, not a curated record. The coding region runs from base 325 to 903 and encodes 192 amino acids. Lineage: Eukaryota; Fungi; Basidiomycota; Agaricomycetes; Agaricales; Physalacriaceae. The transcript is spliced from 6 exons.